AUGACUCCACGAUCCACAAAACAGAGUGGUCUGGCUUCACUAGCGUGUACCGAGUGUCGCAAACAGCAUUUGAAAUGCGACGCCCGGAAGCCGACAUGCUCUCGUUGCUUGCAAAAUGAAUAUUUUUGCCAAUAUCUCCCCUCGCGACGUGGCGGCCGCAGGAAAACCCGAGAGCCCAUUCGCCGAGCCUCGUUUUGUCAACCUGAUCAGAUCAACACAUCCCUUGUUACCCCUGGUAACACGCUUGGGCAACCUGAUACACCGGAUAGUACGUCCUUGUCGAGAACAUCAGGACCAGCUGUAGGCAUUCCAGCGGGCCAGGUUCCCUGGCCUAUGCUUCCACUGAGAAACGAACUUCAUCAAUCACGCUCCGAAUCAGCCCGUGAAUCAUGGUACCACGAUGAUCGCUUUUUACGAUUGUUUUAUGAGAAUUUUCAUGUUGCGCAUCCAAUUUUGGUUCCAAGCGCUAUAUAUCGUGACAGACAGUAUCCCGACUUUCUCCAAAUGGUGGUGAAUUUUGUUGGCUCUCACUAUAUCUCGUCAAAUCCAAUUCAACAGUACAAAGAUAAAGUGAUUGAAGAGCUCAACUGCAGCCGAGAUCGAUCGCCCUGCAUGGUUCAAGCAUGGCUGAUUUACUCAAUUGCUGUUUACGCCCGAGGCGAAUGGCAGGAAGCUCAGGAUGCAUUCUCACAAAGUGUAUCAAUAGCUUUGGAGUUGGGCAUGAAUCGGCGGGACUUUGCUACUUCGGGGCAUCCAGAAACCUCCAUUGAGGCUGAAAGUAUGCGAAGGACUUGGUGGGAGUUAUACAUUACAGACGUAUUCAUGGCAGCACCUUUCAAACACACGACAUUCCAGUGCAGUACAAUGGCACCGGAGGUUGCCCUGCCUUGUGAGGACUCAGCAUACACCGGUACAUGCGACAUUCCAACACCCCGAAAGAUCCUUGACUUCAAGCGGAGGGUCUUUGCCCCCGACGAAACAGUUUUCUCUUCUUCAAGUUACCGGAUCGAGGCCGUGACAAUACUAUGUCGUGCCUUAGUGCUGAAUGGACUUCGGGACUAUCAUCGAGAUCACUUGCAAGCCGUCGAAAAUGCGCUCGUUAGCUGGAUCAACCACCUGCCAUCCAAAAAGUUAGAUAUCGUCGACUCGUAUGGAAACAUCGACGAGAUGAUGUUUCAAGCACAUAUGACCAUUGCAUAUGCCACAAUGCUCCUACACCUGCCCCGAAGCGAUCUACAGCCCGUCUUGUCUCAAUCAGAUGAUCAAUUCUGGCCCGUUGCAACUCGCCAUCUCGCAUCAACGCUUAACCGCUCAAUACAUAGCAUCAAGGCCACUGAAGCCUCACGGCGUCUAUCGGACGCCAUAUCCCUUUGCCCCAAUGUCCCGAAACACACACCUUUUGCAAUCCCCGCCUUAGCGCUCUGCGGUAUGAUCCAGCUCGCUACCUCUAUCAAGCACAACGAAGAGUGCUUCGAUCACCAUUACAACCGUGUUACUCUUAUUCUGGGGUGUUUGAAAAGUACAAAGCGGAUCUGGAACCUAGCAGACGCCGCUUAUGACCAUUUACGAUCUUCUGCAGCAGAUAACCUGUCGGACUCUAUGGAGCGGUGGUGCACGGAGCCUCCCAGGAAAUUAUUUCCAUCAGAUUCAACACCUAGUAACACAGAACGUAUCAACCAACCCGCACGGCCAAUCUCAGCAAUAUCGGAGGGGCAGGAUAUGUUGUUUCCUCCCCUUGUGUCAGCUUUUGUUGAUCCAACCUGUUACAAUGAUUCAUUCUUCACCUCUCUCCCUGAUUUCGAUAUACACUGA
This is a messenger RNA of Penicillium verhagenii, 1812 nucleotides long. RefSeq names its product Zn(II)2Cys6 transcription factor. Gene Ontology annotation, molecular function: zinc ion binding; DNA-binding transcription factor activity, RNA polymerase II-specific; DNA binding. The coding region runs from base 1 to 1812 and encodes 603 amino acids. The record is from RefSeq and is a predicted model, not a curated record. Lineage: Eukaryota; Fungi; Ascomycota; Eurotiomycetes; Eurotiales; Aspergillaceae. The transcript is spliced from 2 exons. Gene Ontology annotation, biological process: DNA-templated transcription; regulation of DNA-templated transcription.